This is a messenger RNA of Pelobates cultripes (western spadefoot toad), 15707 nucleotides long. The record is from the annotation of a GenBank genome assembly. Lineage: Eukaryota; Metazoa; Chordata; Amphibia; Anura; Pelobatidae.
CGUAGUUGACGCUGGUUGUCAGGUGACGCACGGCGUGACGGGGCUGCUGUGGUCGGUGGCGCUGGCGGCUCCGGGAGGUGCGGGAGCUCGGGACGCAGGUACCGUCACCGUGUACACAGAGAGCCACAUAGACCGUCACCAUGUACACAGAGAGACAUAGACCGUCACCAUGUACACAGAGAGCCACAUAGACCGUCACCAUGUACACAGAGACACAGAGACCGUCACCAUGUACACAGAGAGACACAUAGACCGUCACCAUGUACACAGAGAGCCACAUAGACCGUCACCAUGUACACAGAGACACAGAGACCGUCACCAUGUACACAGAGAGCCACAUAGACCGUCACCAUGUACACAGAGAGCCACAUAGACCGUCACCAUGUACACAGAGAGCCACAUAGACCGUCACCAUGUACACAGAGAGACACAUAGACCGUCACCAUGUACACAGAGACACAUCUCUGCCUCUGUAAGCUUAGUUAUACCCAAUUGCAUGGGCUCAGCCUCUGGAAUCGGAGCAGGGUUAGCUACCACUGGAUUGGAAAUACAAGGGGCUAUCGAUAGGUUGGCACGCCUCGUACGUUGCUUGUUUCUAUCUCUCGAUCUGUUAUCAGUGUGAAUCAUAUAAGAUAUGAAUUAAAUUAAGAUUGACAGGAAGGUCCCUCGCGGCGGUCUCAUCUUGAAUAUUCUCAGCUAAGCCCUCUGAAAAGAUGGCAACCAGACCACUGUUAGUCCAGUCCACUUCAGAGGCUAAGGUCCUUGUAACAAAACCCCCUAUUAUUGCCUGGAAACCCUAACCCAACUGUGUGCACCAAAACCCCUGUUUAAGAUUUAUAUUUGCUGCAUGGAACUGUGAACAAAGACUAUUCAUUUUUUUUGCAUUCACUCAAAAGGAUUAAUUUUCUGUCGACCGACCGAUCGAGUGUGGCACCAUUUAACUCUCUUGACCCGUGUAAACCGCAAACAGCUCAACAUUCUAAUGGAUUAAAAGGGUGGUCGACGUUCAUUUGUUCGAACACGUGGCAGCAGCCAUUUUGUUUAGUCAAACGCACUUAGCGGUGUUUUGUCGUCGACCAAGAGCAACCUAGACCGUCACCAUGUACACAGAGAGCAACCUAGACCGUCACCAUGUACACAGAGAGACACCUAGACCGUCACCAUGUACACAGAGAGACACCUAGACCGUCACCAUGUACACAGAGACACCUAGACCGUCACCAUGUACACAGAGAGACACAUAGACCGUCACCAUGUACACAGAGAGACACAUAGACCGUCACCAUGUACACAGAGAGACACAUAGACCGUCACCAUGUACACAGAGAGAGCCACAUAGACCGUCACAGGUAUUUACACACAGAAAUUUGGAGCCGUCACCGUGUACACAGAGACCUGAACCGUCACCGUGUACACAGAGAGACCUAGACCGUCACCGUGUACACAGAGAGCCACAUAGACCGUCACUGUGUACACAGAGAGCCACAUAGACCGUCACCAUGUACACAGAGACACAUAGACCGUCACCAUGUACACAGAGAGCAGCAUAGACCGUCACCGUGUACACAGAGAGACACCUAGACCGUCACCAUGUACACAGAGACACAUAGACCGUCACCGUGUACACAGAGACACCUAGACCGUCACCGUGUACACAGAGAGACCUAGACCGUCACCGUGUACACAGAGAGACCUAGACCGUCACCGUGUACACAGAGAGACCUAGACCGUCACCGUGUACACAGAGAGACCUAGACCGUCACCGUGUACACAGAGAGACCUAGACCGUCACCGUGUACACAGAGAGACCUAGACCGUCACCGUGUACACUAGACAGAGAGACCUAGACCGUCACCGUGUACACAGAGAGACCUAGACCGUCACCGUGUACACAGAGAGACCUAGACCGUCACCGUGUACACAGAGAGACCUAGACCGUCACCGUGUACACAGAGAGACCUAGACCGUCACCGUGUACACAGAGAGACCUAGACCGUCACCGUGUACACAGAGAGACCUAGACCGUCACCGUGUACACAGAGAGACCUAGACCGUCACCGUGUACACAGAGAGACCUAGACCGUCACCGUGUACACAGAGAGACCUAGACCGUCACCGUGUACACAGAGAGACCUAGACCGUCACCGUGUACACAGAGAGCCAUCCUGGGGGGGAGGAGACACCUAGACCGUCACCGUGUACACAGAGAGCCACCUAGACCGUCACCGUGUACACAGAGAGCCACCUAGACCGUCACCGUGUACACAGAGAGCCACCUAGACCGUCACCGUGUACACAGAGAGCCACCUAGACCGUCACCGUGUACACAGAGAGCCAGGCUUGGGGAGGGGGGGGAGGAGACACAUAGACCGUCACCAUAUACACAGAGAGACACAUAGGCCGCCACCAUGUACACAGAGAGCCAGGCCUGGGAGGAGGAGAUUCCAACUGCAUUCUAAAUUUAAUACCAAAAUAACCAAACUCAAAACAGAAUUUAGCUGGCCAAUUAAUUACUUUGGCUGUUUGAUCUAAAUUUUGACAUUCACUUUGAUUCGGUUUGAAUUCCAGGCAAUUCUCACUUUCCUGUGUAGACUUUGUUUGUUGCAGUACGGAAAUCACAUGUGCCAUUUCAUUUGAACUCAUACCCCUACAAUCGAAUUGCGGUAUGUGAAUUGUACAUGCUACAUGGCUGCAUUUUUAUUCUAUCGUAACCAUGAGUAUGAAGAAACAAUGUAUUCAGUCUGUAUGGUGGAUUUAAAUGACUUCUAUGUAGCUCUAAUCACAAUCAGUAAAUUCAUCUUUUCUAACUUGUUAAAACACUGGCAUAAACCCACUGGAUAUCUCACACAUGGUAUUAAAUAGGAGUGGUUGUGAAAUGUGGCACCUUGCGUGUUAUCACUUGGGUAGCUAUAUAACUGCCUGCCUGGUUCUGCUAUUCUUUUCAGUACAAAGAUGACAGAUAUAAACUAUCCAAACCUGAAGUAGUGUCUGGGAUUACAAUGUGUGGCUAGUGGUUGUAAUCCUGGUGUGUCUGGAAGGACAAUAAUUAUCAUUCACUCUGUAUUUCCAAUGAUGUUCAGCUAGUCAUUACAUCUGACUAGAUGCUCCACAUCUGAAAGACCUACUUCACACCCGAACAAUAAAUUAAAAUAAAUAUAUUGAGGGUGCGCUUAGCCAAGAUGGCAGCAUCUCAUUCAAGCCCCUUUAGUUUGCAUCUCUGAGCAUAUUCUGAUAAGAUGUUUCAUUACAGAAAUAGUGUGGUCCGAUACCAGGUUACACCCAGCAAAACCCGCAAUAUUAACCUCACAAUCAUGUAUUUUUUUUAAAAAAACAUUUUUGUCAUAAACCCUUCCAAGGACAGUGCCUGCCAAAGCACAGCUGUCAUUGGAAGAUUUGAAGUUGACUGUAGAAGCCCCAGUGGCAUAAAAUAACUUUACAAAGCAACAUUUUCAGAAACCAAAAAACCCAAACACCAGUUAUUUUGCUUAUGUUUUACCUCUGCUUUUCAAGCUGGAACCCAGCAAACGGGAGAAAGCACCAAGUAGAUGGUGUUUAUUUUGUGCUUUAGUGGCCCUUCAUCAGACACUCCGGCAACAUGGCAGGAUUUCUUGUAUUUUAAAUCCUUACAUACUUUUUGAAGCAGAAGCUGAUAUAUUGUCCUGGUCUGUAGGCCAAGGCGCUCUGCCACAGGUCAAAGUCAUUUGUGUGAUUGCAUGACAUGUGGAUGUCACUACACAGUGAACUGGAAGCCAGUCGCCUUUUGCUAAUCACAAUGUUGACUAUUGGUCCUGCAGAACCCAUCUCUGGAACAGUGAUAGAUCUGCCGCUUCCUACUUGGAUAUUUAUAGGCAAGAGCAGCUACUCGUAUGCCAAUCUUACUAGACUUUGUGCCUAAACCAUGGAUUAGCAGAGAGGCUGCGAGAGUUGUUUGAGGUAAACAUUCAGACAAAUGGAUCAGCGCUGUUCAACCGAACCAAAGACAGUUAAAAAUAUUGAAUACGUAGGCAGCACACCUUAAAAUGUAGGGCUCACUCUUGGCCCUACACAGAAAAUACAAUGAAUAGGGGAAAAGGUUGUGCCAGAAACAAAAUAAUUCUAAAAUAAGUAAGCAACAUGAAAAGGUACUACAACAGGAUAUAGUAAAUACAUAUAAAAAAUUAUGGAAAUAAAACCGUUGGUAGUAACAGAAAUGUCCAAUAUUGAGAAACCUUGCUAGAAGAAACGACUAUGGUGUUGUUCAGAGAUUUUUUUUUUUCUUCUUCCGCCAGGAGAUCAGGGUCAGAAGAAAAAAGUUUUGGUUUUUUUUAGUGCUUUGACGAGCUCUAGUAUGGAUGGCGUACAGUGGUACAAUCCCUAUUUAUAGGAUACACGAGAAUUGAUAGUUGUGUCAAUGAUAUGAAGACCAUAAAAUAAAAAGAACAAUAAUAGUGCUCACUGUAUUUAAAACUCCAGGAGUAUAAAUUUGUACUCACAUUCGAUUUAAGCAAACUGCUCAAUAGAUAGUGUUUGAGUGGUAUAAUCCCCACCUAGGAUUCUUUAGAGUAGUCCUCACUGGAACAAAAUAAGAAUGGAUGCCAGGCAGUAGAGCAGUAAAAAUAUAAAAUAAUAGUAAAAUGGCACACUCACGGUAUAAAUGUAGCCAAAAUAACUUUUAUUGAACAAUAUUAAAAUAUCCACAACGUCUUUCACCUUUGAGACUUUUUAUCAAGUGAAGAUAAAAAUCCUUGCUGUCACAAUCAUAAAUGGAUUGCUUACAUCCAAGAUAUCUUCGCAAGCACAGGAUAUCUCCAGGGCAGUCUGGACACUUUUUUAUACGAACAGUGAAUACUGACAGAUCUAAUUUUGGCCUGAUGGAUUUUAAACUGAAUUCUACACCAGCAUGAUCGUGAUCCAGUAGAUAUUUUCCUUACACUACAGCUAUUAAGUCCAUCAGUUGCCACUAUCAUUCAUGGAUGAUUUAAAAAGUCUCCCCUAUUCAGUCCAAAGUACAUUUAUGUAACAUUAAAGGGACCCUAUAGUCACCCAGACCACUUCAGCUCAAUGAAGUGGUCUGGGUGCCAGGUCCCACAGGUUUUAACGCUUCCGAUGUAAUCAUAGCAGUUUCAGAGAAACUGCUAUGUUUACAUUGCAGGGUUAAUCCAACCUCUGGUGGCGGUCUUCCUGACAGCCGCUAGAGGUGCUUCUGCGACGCUGGAUGCGAAAAUCGCGUUCAGCGUGCAGAACGUCCAUAGGAAAGCAUUGCGCUUUCCGCUCCACUCGUGAGCUGACGUCCGGGGGAGGAGAGGUCACCAGCGCCGAGGGAGCCUGGCGCUGGAUUAAAGUAAGUAAUUGAAGGGGUUUUAACCCCUUCAGCGCCAAUGGAGGGGGGACCUAAACGUUAUAUAGUGUCAAGAAAAUGAGUUUGAUUUCCUAACACUAUAGUGAUCUUUUAACUAAAGUGUUUCUCCUGCUCACCUUUAGGCUACAAUAAAAUGCACACAACUCUUUAAACUCUUAGGAGAAAAGGCAAUUAACUUAAUGACCAAAACAAAUUUGCAAUCAUGAUAUUGGCUUAUUCAGCUAUAAUUAUCUCGUAUGAAAGUCACGCACAGAGGAAAUAUAUCUAUGUUUAAGGACAUUUAGAGCUUUCUUUGAUACAUAAUAUAUGCCGUAUAAACUAGAGUAUAAGACAAGUUUUUCGACACAUUUUUUAUGCUGAAACCCCCCCACUCGUCUUAUACUUGAUUCAAUGUCUGUAUCAUGGCAACUUACAUUGUCUUAAUACAGACCAGGACCGCCGGGCUCAUUACAAACCCGGCGGUCCUGUUGGGGGCUGGCAACGAGCGGUUACAUUUACAGCAGCUUCCUUCACAUCCAUGCUGUUCAGCUCCACUGUAAGUCUCUCGAGAGCCGCGGCGUCUGAGCGUUGCCACGGGUUACCGUGGCAAUUUGGCAUGCAGACCGCGAGAUUUAUAGUGGAGCUGACCAAAAUGGAGGAGAAGGGAGCUGACAGGCGCUGCAGGAAAGGUAACAGCUCGCUGCCAGCCCCCCUCCUGCACAGUACACACCACUGGACCACCAGGCAAUAAUAUAGCCCCCCUCCCUGGCCAGCUAACAAGCAGGGAGGGGGGACAAAAAAAAUAAAAUAAAAAUGUAAAUAAUAUAAUAUAAAAAAUUUAAUCAUAUUAAAUAAAAUGUAGUAUUAUAAUAAUAAAAAAAUUAUAAAAAUGCCCACCCCCCACCAAGGUUACAAACUCUGCAUUCAUUCAUACACACAGACUCUGCAUUCAUACACACACACACACACUGCAUUCAUUCAUUCGUACACUCACACACACACACACUCUGCAUUCAUUCAUUCGUACACUCACACACACACACACUCACACACACACACACUCUGCAUUCAUUCAUUCAUUCGUACACUCACACACACACUCUGCAUUCAUACUCACACAUACACUCACACACACACUCUGCAUUCAUACUCACACACACACACACUCUGCAUUCAUACACUCACACACACACACUCUGCAUUCAUACACUCACACUCACACACUCUGCAUUCAUUCACACACACACUCUGCAUUCAUUCACACACACUCUGCAUUCAUUCACACACACACACUCUGCAUUCAUUCACACACACACUCUGCAUUCAUUCACACACACACACUCUGCAUUCAUUCACACACACACACACACUCUGCAUUCAUUCACACACACACAGACUCUGCAUUCAUUCCACACACACACACACACUCUCUGUAUUCAUUCACACACACACACACUCUGUAUUCAUUCACACACACACACACUCUGUCACACACACACACACACUCUGCAUUCAUACACUCACACACACACACUUUGUAUUCAUUCAUACACACACACACACUUUGUAUUCAUUCAUACACACACACAUUCUGCAUUCAUUAUAUACACACUGUAAAUAAUAUUCAAUUAAUAUAAUUUUUUUGGGAUCUAAUUUUAUUUAGAAAUGUACCAGUAGCUGCUGCAUUUCCCACCCUAGGCUUACACAAGAGUCAAUAAGUGUUUUUUUUUUUUAGUUUUUUUGGGUAAAAUUAGGGGCCUCGACUUAUAUUCGGGUCGACUUAUACUCGAGCAUAUACGGUAACUAAUCAUUUAGAAUGACUGACCUACAAAUGGUGUAAAUUUUGCUAGUUUUCUUUUAUAUAUAUAUAUAUAUAUUAUUUUUUUUUGCAACUAUUGCAGCUAAAUCAAAAUGCUUAAAAUAGAUUUACUUUUAAGAAAUUGCCUCAUAUUAUCUUAUUCUUAGGUUCCUCAUUGUAAGCAGUGUUAUUGUUACAUAAUAUUACAAUAGUGUUUAUAAUAACCUUACUAAAUGAGCGUGAUCCAUAUUCCCGCUCCCUGGCCUUCUAUGACAAAUUGACCAUGGUCUUGGAGAGUUGGGAUAUUCUCAGGACAAUCCUAGGUGAUCUGGACUUUUCCAGCCACAGACAUUAGAGACUAAUGAACAUACAUAUUGCUGAGUUUUCCGUGUCUCAUCAGCCACAUGGUCUUGAACAUUUUAUUUACCCUCCUGUAGCUGACGGAAUACUUUAUAAAAUACUUUAGAAUUUCACAGCUCCACAGUAUUGUGUGGUUACACCACUUGGCAGUUACAAUUCUUACUGGACCAUUCCUCUUCCAUCUUUUGAAAAUACUUAAAAUUAAAUGGUUCCAUGUUACUAGAAGCAUCACUCUCAUUUAGUUUUCUUUCUUUCGUUGUACCCUUUGUAUCUUAAAGAUUAAACCCCUUCCCCUCCCCCCCUUGCUUUUUAUAUUUAUUUUUUCUACCUUACACUGAAUCUGGGUGCUGCCAUUUUGUUCUCUGUUCAUGUAGACUCUAGUUUGUCUUUCUGUGCGAUUCUUUAAUUUGAUGGAUUGUGGAUUGAUGAAUUAGCCUUAAAAUGGAAUUUGCUUAAGCUCCACACAUUGCCAAAAUCACAUUUUGCAUAGGGAAAAAGUAGUCCCUAGUUUAUCUAAUAAAAAAGGUGAUUUUAAAAAGAGGAUGGAAGGAUAAGACAUUCAAAAACAAAGCCUAUAAUAGUGUCACUUUAACAUGCCAAUACUCUUUCUUCCCCAAAAUAGAUAAUUUAUCAUUUUGCUCUCAUUGGUGACUCGUGGACGCAUCCAUUCUUUCUUCUUCAGCAGUAAUGUCUGACCUGCUCUAGUAUUUCCAAUAUAUAGCUGCCCAGGUGAUUUCCUGUUACUUACAAUUAUUAUAAUGGGGGUGCUCCACUUGCUCUUGUUACUAUGAUCAAUACAUUACAUAGCCCAAAAUACCACUUCCAUUUGACACAUGUGAAUUGAUUUUAAAUGAAACUUAUUUAAAUUCUAUACAUAUACUUUUUUUUGCAUUAAAGGGGCACUGAAAGCACAAUAGUGAUGAUUGUAGGGAUCUCUGUGUAAUGUUAAAAAAAAAGCAGUUUUUAGCACCUAAAGCCCACCUGUGUCCUGUUGAGAGUUGUACACCGUAGCAGGAUUUCAUUUCUAAUCUAUGGUAGCACCAUCAUUUUGAGACUGGCAUUCUAUGGCUGCUAAGAGCCAUCACCCAGAGCCUGUUGGCACCAUAGUCAAGGCAGUAAGCUGUAGUGGGUAUGGUGCUUGGAGUGUCCAUUGAGGUACUUGGAUCUGAUUUUUAAUUUCUCUUUGCAGGAAUGGGUCAGGAAGCAUGUAAAUCAGCCUGGCCUAAACCCGCAGGAGGUUACCAAACCAUCACUGGGAGGAGGUAUGGAAGAAGACAUGCUUAUGUCAGCUUUCGACCCUCUUUGGAGAGUCCAAACAGAACAUCAAGUCAACAAAGCAGAGACUGCGAAGGAUUGGAACUAGACGAUGUGCAGAAAGAAAAUCCUUUAAGUGUGUGCUGUUAUUGUUUGUUAAAUGGAAUGCUGAAUUGUGAAUAUUAACAAUAUGGAGGAUAAGGGAAUAGCCUAAGGAUCUGGGGUAAUAAUCAAGUAGCUCUCUAUCUUUGAUGGAACUGUCCCCUGGUUUUUGGUCAAACCAUUUCUAGGUGGUACAAUGAAAGCCAGGGUCCCUAAAAGCACCAACAGCCCAAGCUCUGCUCAUUAGAAAAUCAUACUGUUCAAAUUAUCAAGUUGUACUCGCAUGUUGGAAACAUUAGUUUUAUCCACAUUUCAAUGCCAUGCACUAAUUGAGUAGGUCAACUGACAUGUGUAUCACUAAAAUUGGAUAGAAUUUACCUUGUUAAUGCGAAAGUUCAGCUUCUACAUAAGCAUUUCCAUUGAGCAAAGGUCAGGCAAUGGGUGCUUUGGUGACCCACAAUUUUAGGGUCACUGUGCCUGAUACGUUUGACCAAGAACGGAAUUAAAAUUCCAGUAGUCUCAUUGGACAUCAGCCAUGUUAUCGACAUAUAGUUGUUAUAGUGCCUAGACAGCUCAUUAAAAAUACUUAUGUAAUAACUCCAGUACUAAAGCAGUAAAACUGUUUCAUGCUGUAAAAAAUGUCUGUAGACCUCAAAUUGUGAUCAGGUGAUGACAAUGUUUUAUAUUUGGUUCUUGAUGAAUUAAGGGUAACGUAUCUGUGGUUGGUAGAAUAUCACUGGAGCUGCAGUGCCACGACACAUGGAAUUUUGUCUUGGACUGAGAACUGGAAUGUUGAAUUAACUUAAAAUUGUAACCCUAUGUGAACAUAUAUUUUCCUUUUAAUGAAAAAUGCACAAGACUUAAAGGGAAACUCCAGUGCCAGGAAAACAAUCUGUUUUCCUGGCACUGCAGGUACCCUCUCCCACCCACCUCCCAUCCCAGGUAGCUGAAGGGGUAAAAACCCCUUCAGGUCACUUACCUUAGACCCCGCCGAAGUCCCUCGGCGGUGGUUUUGGGUCGGCGUCGCACCUCGCAGUAAUUACGUCAGCCGGUGGGCGAGACUGAUCCCGCCCGCUGGCUGAGGAAACCUAAUGCGCAUGCGCGGCAAAAUUAUUUUCAAUGCUUUCCUAUGGGGAAUUGAGCGACGCUGGAGGACGUCCAGCGACGCUCUAGCAAAGAAAAUCUUUGCUAUGAAGCAGGAAGUGCCCUCUAGUGGCUGUCUAGUAGACAGCCACUAGAGGUGGAGUUAAUCCUGCAAGGUAAUUAUUGCAGUUUAUAAAAAAAGUAGUGGGAGUUGGCACCCAGACCACUCCAAUGGGCAGAAGUGGUCUAGGUGCAUGGAGUGUCCCUUUAAAGCAGCUUGUCCAAAAUAACCCACACUGUUUUUUUGUUUUAUUUAUUUUUUCCUUGCAUAUUUCUUAAGUUUUUCAUAAGGAAAAAUAGCAAUGACCUUUCCUUAUGUAUAAUCUGCAGGUUGACAAAGGAUGGAGCUUUAGUCAUGCUCUGUGCUUUGUCAUUGUUUGGUCAACCUGUACUCGCCUGUUUCCUCCGUGUUUACUGUCACACGAUCGUGAGCCAACACAAGUUUAUGUGAAGCCAAAAGGUGGAAGUUCCGGCUGCCGCCAUCUUGGCAGAUCCAUGAAAGAAGACCCAGUAGGAUCAGCUGUUUAAAAAGGGAGUAAGUAAGUGACAGAGCCACUCUGAGUGUUGAUUACUGAUGUACAAUAAUACCAGCAUGUUAAAUAGGCACCCAGACCACUAAAUCUCAUUGAAGUGGUCUAAGUGCAGUUUCCCUGUCCCAGUUAGUCCUACAAUGUUUACAAUGCAGGGUUAAGACUGCCUCUGGUGACUCUCUACCAGACGGCCAUUAGAGGCACUUCCAAGCUUUGCGUGAGCGCGUCCAUUUUCUUUAGUAUCUUCAUAAGAAAAUACUGGGUCAAUGCAUUUCCUAUGACUUUAUAGGAGACGGCCAGUGCUGAGGGACUUGAUAACUUCAUGAAACACACCUUGAUGUCAUCGUGCUUUGUGUGAGCACGUCCAGCGCCAUCAAUAUCCCCAUAGGAAAGUACUGGAUUAAUGCAUUUCCUAUGGUAAAGGCAUAAUGUGUGUUCCGCUCUCACUAUGCAUUAGGUUAACCCAGGCUUCCCCAAACUCCGGCCCUCCAGAUGUUGCUGAACUACAUGGGAGCUACAACUCCCAUGAUUCUAUGAAUGAAAUAGGCUGAGAAUCAUGGGAGUUGUAGUUCAGCAACAUCUGGAGGGCCAGAGUUUGGGGAAGCCUGGGUUAACCCCGCACAAUAACAUCAUAGGAGACAGCCAGUGCCGAAGGACUUGAAGCUGGAAUAAUGCAAGUAGUGGGUGGAGUUUUGGUGUGUGUGUGUGUGUAUAUAUAUAUAUAUAUAUAUUCUAUUCCUUUCAUCUCUUGGCAAUAAAUGGAUUUUUUUUUUUUUUUUUUUUAAAGCAUUUAAUCCUAAAGGGAUACUCUCAAUUAAUUCGUUAUGUGGGCUGGAGCCCCUGGGUACCUUCUUAAUUAAAAUUUUUAGAAUGUUAAUCUCAGUGUUUUCCCCCUGUGUGGUCUUCCUCCCAGCCUUCUUAUUGAUACGAAAUAUUUGUCUUGGGUGCCAGAGCAAGGAUGAGAGCAGCAGCUGGAGAUCUUGGCCGGUGAUGAGAUUCAGCUUCUACAGAAGCUGGAGGUUGAUCCUGUUGGCCUUUCUUUACCUGAGAGCACACAAAUAUGCACAUAAUUGACAUUAGCUUUCCUUUCAUCCAAUCAGUUUAUGGGCUCCCUUAAAAUCCUGCAUGCCUGUAUCCAGGGGGCCAGAAGGAUGUGAUAUAAAAACUGCUUUUCCUCUGGUUAUGUACACCACUUAGCAUUGUAAGAAGGCAGUGAGAAUGGUCUCUAGUUACUCCUGCAGAGAAAGCCCACUCGCUUGUAGCUUAACUGAUUUUACAUGAUUAAAAAUAAAAAAAAUGUUUUGUGCAUAUAAAUGUUUCUUUGUUUUUAUUUAUUCUGUUUUAGUUUCUUGUUUUAAUUUUGUAUAUAUCUGCUCCAACUGUAAAAAAACAAACCCAUCUGAUUAAAUGUCUUCUGAACUUUCCAGAAAUCCAUAUGUAAUGAACAAUCUGUUUAAUAAUCUAGAUAAAGGGACACUCCCCUGCCUUAAUAAAAAUCAAUGUUUAGUAGAUAUACCACAAAUGAAAACAUGCAUUCAUUUAAUUAUGCAUAUUUUCAUUUGGAAACAAUUUGCGAAACCUGCAGAUCUCGUCUGCUGCCUUUGCAAGCCCUCCCCUUCUAACCCUGCUCAGACUUCUGUGGCUGUCCAAUCACAGACUUCCCAGUGCAGCUCAAUGAGAAGUAUUUGUAAGGCACGUGCUCUGGGCAAUUGCUUCCUCUUGAGUUUAGCUCCACUGAGCUAAACAAACAGGAACGAUUGUCUUACAGCAAGGGUGUGUAACCAGGUUAGCUUACAAAAGUGUCAAUUUCUAUUGAAAUCUGCACUUUUUGUACUUCCUUGUACAGAUUUUAUUGCAAUAGGAUUGGGAUUUUGUGUGUGUGUGUAUAAACAGAAACUGAGUUGUUUUGUGGUUUUUUUUGUUUUUUCCUGCCUGCUGUAAUUUUAUUUGGUUUAUCUGAUGUACUUUUUCAAUACAAUUCCCACAAUUUCCAACCAAUUGCUAUCAGAAACAUUAACUAACAGAGUGGGCAUAGAUUAGGCAACUGUAGUUUAAAUCGGGUGCAUUUCAGGCUGAUUUUCCUCAGCGUCUUGACGUACCAUAGUGUAUAUAGUGUCUGCUUAACUAACUUCUUUACAGAAGAAGAGGCAAGUUUUUAGAUUAUAUAUAGAGGAGACAAAGACACAGCAAUUCACGCUCUCCUGCUUCUCUCCAUUCUUGUGGAUGGGCAGUUUCCUGGCAUUGCAGGACCCUGUAGUGCCCCUCUCCCUCCCACUUCCCAUCCCAAGUUGCUGAAGGAGUUAAAACCCCUUCAGUGACUUACGGGAGUCCAGCGCCGAUGUCCCACGGCGCUGGUCAGGCUCCGCCUACUCUCCUUCUCUGCCGACAGCAGGGGAGACCUAAUGCGCGGCAAUGGCCGCACACGCGCAUUAGACCUCCCCAUAAGAAAGCAUUAUUCAUUGCUUUCCUAUGGGGAUUUCGGCGACGCUGGAGGUCCUCCCAUAGCGUUAGGACGUCCAGCGUCUUAUAACACACUUUUCGUGUUCUAAGAACACUGAAGUCUCUCUAGUGGCUGUCUGAUAGACAGCCACUAGAGGAGGACUUAACCCUGCCAGGUAAAUAUAAAUAUUGCUGUUUAUGAAAACUGCAAUAAUUACACUUGCAGGAUUAAGGGUAGUGGGAGUUGGCACCCAGACCACUCCAAUGGGCAGAAGUGGUCUGGGUGCCUGGAGUAUCCCUUUAAGGACAGCAACCAGUAGCAGCAGCUUGCCUGGGAGUGCAACUCCUAAAAAUCUGAGGCAGACUGGUACGUGUGUUAGAUUAGAAGCUAUGUCCUACUGAUGAGUGACAAGUGGAGUAUCUGUCUCCAAACCUCGUUAGUAAGUUUUACUGUUAUGGCAGAGAAUCAGACCUAAAAGUCCAGAAAGUCAAAGUUUUAAAAUGUUGAAUAACUUUCACAUUUAGCUUGCACAAUGUAAAAAUGUUGGGCUCUCCCCUUCCCCUUCCCUUUUUUUUUUUUCUUUGAGAAUGUGUCAUUAUGUGCUGUGGCGAAACUGCUAUGUAAUUGGAUUAAAGAGAAUACUAGCUUACUAGCUCUAUUGAAAAGUGCUUGUUUUGUGAUAUGCCAAUAAUAAAUGAGUCCACAGGCUAUUUAGAUGGAAAUCACCAAUUUUAAACUUUGGGGAGAACUGUUCAAGCAGAGGAUUAACAGGACAGUCUUGGCACCAAAAUCACUACAUUGAGGUUUUGAUUUGACAAAUGUAAUCCCCUCACAUUGAUGAUUACACAGUAACAUGAGAGCACUGAAUAAAUGCUGAGUUUGUUUGUCUCCCCUCAAAUGGGGACUCUAUGUUAAAAGGAACACUAACACUAGCCAAAUUGCUGUUUAGUAGAUAUGUCCAAAAUAAAAAACAUUAAUUUCAUUAUUCUUUUUUAUCAUUGGCUGUAUAUCUAAAAACAGCUUGCAAAAUCUGCAGUUUGCUUGUCUGCUGCCUUAGCAAGCCCUCCCCUUCUAACCCCGCCCAGACUUUCUGUGAAUGUCCAAUCACAGACUUUCUAAUGCAGCUCAAUGAGAACUUUGCAAGGCCGGUGCUAUAGACAAUUGCUGCCUCUUUAUUUUAGCUCCACUGAGCUAAACAUCCAGGAAGGAACAGGACCUCUUGUCUAAUUGAGAGAUAGUAGGUGUAACUAGCUUAAUUUAUAAAAGUGUAAAUUUCUAUUGAAAUCUGCACUUUUUGUAAGAUGACAAAAAAAGGACAUUCUUCACACACAAAGCUUUCCAGCGAGUUAAAGUACUUUAGGGGUCUAGAAUGUCCUUUUAAAUGUUUGACAUGUGUAUAUAACCCCCCAGAUGUUGCUGGACUUCAGCUACCGUGAUGUCCUGGCUAUUUAUUGUAUUCAAAUAAGAGAUUGCUCGUUUGUUGUGCUAGUGUUCCUCUUAAGACACACUAAACAAAUCUUGAUUAUUUAAAAUAAAAUGUUCAUAUUCUGUGUUACAGAUGUUUAAAAAGUAAAGCUUUGCCUCUUCAGCUUUCUUAUUAUAUCCCUAAAAAGUUAUCUAUUCAUUGUGAGAAUUUAGAUUUUUAUUGCUUAUUGUGUAAUUGGAGUUAGAUGUCUUGUCAUUUUUGAUUACUAGUAUAUAAAUUUCACACAUUACAUUUUUUUUUCUUUCUCAGUUUUAGAGAAAAAUUGUGAUUCUUCAAUAUUCAGCUUUGGAAGCUUAAGUUCUAAUUGUCCAGAAGAAACCAGAAGAACAGAUUCCAAAGAUGGUAUAUCUGUGCUUACUGAAGUAGAGCAGAAUGGUACUCCUCACUUUGCAGCGUCAGAACAGGCAAAGGACUGUCAUAGUUUAAGCAGUGGUGAUGACUGUAUGAACAGUUCUAAAAUUCACAUAAUGCAUGCUCCAGUGAAGCGCUCACAGCAGUCCCAUCAAAAUGGCAUUUCCUUUGUGAAUAUUGACUCUUUUGAGCCAGACAGCAGUGAAGGGGAGGAAAAUAUUUUCCUUUCAGAAGAAUUUUCAUUAACAAAAGAGAAAGGAAAGCCACCGAGAACCCUCAACAGCAUGCUGUCAGAACUGGAGAAAGAAUGCUUUAGUGAAAGUCGGCCUGACUCUUCUAGGUCAAGUCACAGUUAUGCAAAGGACAGUUUGUCGGUAGUCUGCCCUGUAUCGUUAAGCAAAUACAAAAAUAGAAGUCCAGACCAUGCCCAGUGGAAUGUAUCAAUGGGUGAAGCCACAGGAGAUACAAGCAUAGAUAUCUGUGAAAUACAACAGAAGAAAAGUAAAGCUGAUAUUGCAGCAAUAAAUACUGUAGCAGUCUACCAUGAACUAAAUCCCAAUAACACACAGUUGGACCUAGGGACUGAACCUGUUGUUAGGCCAAAAAUUAGAAAGCAAGUAUCUUCAAGUCCCUGCACUAAAAUGAACUUACUUAGGGUUGAAAAUGAAGGAAAAGAAAAUUCUAAACAAGGUAAUUGGGACUCCCAAGUCCGCAAAGACAGCAUUUCUGUGGACGAGAAAAGCCGGCGUGACAGAGUGUUUGACCCAAUAGAUUUUGAUGGAGCCAGUGAUCAAAUAAGGACCUGUAGCAAAGAUCUGGAACAUAGCCCUUUACAUGAUAAGUCUGCCGAGGACGAUGCUUUUUGGGAUGACUUUAAAUUUUAUGGAGUGACGUUAACGGGCUCUAAUAAGGAUGAAGACAGGUAA